AUGACUGUUAUAAAUAGUACACAAAAUAAUUCAUUAGAUGAAAAAAGUAAUAUGUAUAAAAAUUUCGAAGAAACGGAUAUUUCGUAUGAAAAUAAAGAAUUAAAUAGUGAUUUUCAAUGUCAUACACAAUCGUCUAUAUCAGAUACUUCAAGUAAAUUUUUAGAAAACAAACAAAUAAUGGAUCCAUUGAUUAAAAAUAAAUAUAAAAAUUUGAAAACGUCCAAUUUUUAUGCAGAUGAAGAGAAAUAUAUUCAAGAAAUAAAAUUAGACAAUGAAAACUAUCUUAUAAUUUCAGGGAUUAAUAUUAAUAAAACAAGACAAUUUAUUUAUUACAUAUGUUGUAUAUUAUCAGGAGAGUUUAUAUAUUUAAUUUUCCUAUGGAUACCGAGAUUGAGGGUUCGAUUUAUAUUUAAACGUACUCCUUUAAACAAUUGCGAAUGGGUUGCUAUUGAAAAUAAAUAUAAAGAAAUAAGUUUAUUAGAAGUUAAAAAAGAAGACCAUGGUGACUUCAUUUUUCCUAUUUAUGAAGGAUUCCAAGAUGUAUAUGAUAAAUCUCAAAACGAAGACAAGAAACUUGAAAGAUCUUACUUAAGAUAUAUCGAUUAUUGCUAUAUUCGUAUUAUUUAUUCUCCAAAACAUCAAAAGUUUUUGCCUUCUUAUGCUUGGAAAGAUCCUCGUCGUAUACUCUCUAUUGAAGAUAUUACCAAAGGAUUAACUACUCAUACAAAAAAUAUCAGGGAAAUUAUCUUUGGAAAAAAUAUCAUAGAUAUACAGGAAAAUUCGGUUAUUAGAUUAUUAGUGAAUGAAAUUCUUCAUUAUUUUUAUAUUUUUCAAUUAUUUUCUAUAAUAUUGUGGAUGUCUGAUACCUAUUAUUAUUAUGCAACGUGUAUCCUUAUUAUUACAAUCGUGAAUAUUAUAGUUUCUCUAGUAAAAACUAAAAAGAAUAUAAGAUCAUUUCGUUUAAUGUCUCGGUACGUAACUAAUGUUAAUGUUUUGCGUGAUGGAACAUGGGUUUCUAUUCUAUCUUCCGAAUUAGUGCCGGGCGACAUUUUUGACAUAUCUGAUCCGGAAUUAUCAAUCCUACCCUGUGAUUCUAUAUUGUUAACUGGUGAUUGUAUAGUAAAUGAAAGCUCUCUAACUGGUGAAUCUGUUCCCGUUUCCAAGAUAUUUGUUCCGGAAAAUGCUAUAAAGUCGCUUGUUGAGAUAGAAACAGAAGUACCUAAAGAAUUAUCCAAACAUUAUCUUUUUUGUGGAACUAAAAUUAUCCAAGCUCGAAAAUCAUUUAAAUACCAUCAAGCAAGAGCGUUAGCAAUGGUUUCAAAAACAGGAUUUAAUACUGCAAAAGGCAUUUUAAUAAGAUCUAUGCUUUCAGAAAAGCCUCUUAGUUUCAAAUUUUAUCAAGAUUCACUGCGUUUUGUAGCAUUUAUGGCAAUAAUUGCUUUAUGUGGCUUUAUUGUCAACACUAUAAGAUUUGUUCAAAUGGGGAUUACAUGGAAUCUUAUAUUUCUUAGAAGUCUUGAUUUAAUUACAAUAAUUGUUCCUCCUGCUUUACCUGCGACUUUAAUAAUUGAAACUAAUUUUGCAGUUUCAAGACUUAAAAAACAUCAGAUAUAUUGUAUUAGUCCUUCAAAAGUAAAUAUUUCAGGGAAAAUAGAUGUUAUGUGUUUCGAUAAGACAGGAACACUAACAGAAGAUGGUUUUGACGUUUUAGGAGUGAAAGUAGUGGAUGAUUCUACCAAUAGAUUAGGAGAAAUCCAUAACAAGGCACAAACAUUAUCAUUUUACACAUCUAAUUACAAUAACUUGAGUCCUACUAACAAGGAAAAUGCCAUGCUUUAUGCUAUGGCAACCUGCCAUUCUUUAAGAUUUGUAAACAAUAAAUUGAUUGGCGAUCCUUUAGAUAUAAAAAUGUUCGGCUUUACUGGAUGGAUAUACGAGGAAAAUCAAGAACAUAUAGCUUUAGAUGCUCAUUUUGAAAACUCUAAAAAUAAAGAUGCUGUUCAAAUUUCCGAUAAACAAAUUAUAUCAUCUAUAAUUAAACCUAAAAAAGAUCUUCAAAUUAAUGAUAUUAAAGAUUCAAAUUUUCAAAACAUUUCUACUUUUGAAUUUGGCAUUAUAAAAUCUUUUCAAUUUAUUUCUCAUUUACGAAGAAUGAGUGUUGUAGUUAAAAAGUUUAAUUCUACAGAUAUGCAUGUUUAUUUAAAAGGUGCACCAGAAAUAAUGAAAGAUGUUUGUCAGGAAAAUAGCUUUCCUGAAGAUUAUGACGAAGUUCUUUCUUAUUAUGCACUCCAUGGUUUCAGAAUAAUUGCAUGUGCAACAAAAACUCUUUCUAAUGUAUCUUGGGCUGAAACUCAAAAAAUGAGAAGAGAGGAAAUAGAAAAGGAUUUAUUAUUUAUUGGCUUUAUUAUUUUUGAAAAUAAACUUAAACCCGUAUCAGCCGAUGUUAUAGAAACACUUAAAAAUGCCAAUAUAAGAUGUCUUAUGUGCACCGGUGAUAACGCUUUAACAUCUAUUAAUGUUUCUAAAAAGUGCAAUAUAAUACAACAAGAUGAAGAUGUAUAUAUUGCGUCUAUUCAAGGGAAUAUUAAUUCCUUUGACGCUAAAUUGCUUUGGAAAAACGUAGAAGAUCCAAAAAUAUUGUUAGACAAUGAAGCAUUUAUACCCCAAUAUAACUCUUCUGAUCUAGAUGAUUCUUCAUAUUACAAAACUUACGUCCCAAAAAAAUAUUCAUUAGCAAUUACUGGAGAUGUUUUCAGAUGGAUGAUUAAAUUUUCUCCAUAUACUGUUUUAGAAAAGAUGCUUAUAAAAACUCAGAUUUUUGCUCGUAUGUCUCCUAACGAGAAAAAAUUAUUAGUAAAAAAAUUACAAUCUUUGGGUUAUUGUGUAGGUUUUUGUGGUGACGGCACCAAUGAUUGUGGUGCAUUAAAGUCAGCAAAUUCAGGAAUUUCUUUUUCAAAAACAGAAGCAUCCAUUGUUUCUGCCUUUGCAAGCAAAGUCUAUAAUAUUAGUUGUGUUUUAGAUCUUAUUCGUGAGGGAAGAACAUCGCUUGCUACUAGUUUUAGCUGUUUUAAAUACAUGGCACUUUAUUCAGCCAUACAAUUUAUGACUGUUAGUAUUCUUUAUUCCUCUGCAUCUAAUCUCGGCGAUUUUCAAUAUUUAUAUAUUGAUUUAAUACUCGUGUUUCCUAUUGCUAUAGCAAUGGGAAAAUCCAAAGCAAAUCUUAAAUUGAUCAAAAAACGUCCUGCUGCAAGUUUAAUUUCUAAAAGAGUUAUCGGCUCACUUAUAGGACAUAUUUGUAUAUUAAUAUCUUUACAACUUACUGUAUAUUUCCUCGUCCGUAUACAAAAUUGGUAUCAAAAACCAUUACCUCGCUCCGAUCUUUUUGAUAUUUCAAACUCUGAUAACUCUUCUUUAUUUUUGUUUUCUUGCUAUCAAUAUAUCUUGAUUGCUCUCAUAUUAAAUAUCGGACCUCCUUAUCGUGAGCCUGCUUAUCAUAAUAAAAUAUUUGUCUUUAUUAUACUUUUUUCUAUUUCCACUGUCACUUAUUUUCUAUUUAAACCUGCAACUUGGAUAUACGAAAUAUUGGAACUUUCAUAUUUAAAAUUCGAUUUUUGUUUAUUUAUUUUAGGUCUUGCAAUAUUCAAUUAUAUAAUCUCCUGGGUCGCUGAAAAAUAUAUCUUUUUACCAAUUGCUAGGCACCUUACUUCAAUUAUAAAGAUGCUCUUUUUCCCGCAUAAAGCUAAACAAAGAAAGCGAUACAAAGUUGUGCAGGAUUCAUUGGGAUUUUAG
Molecule: messenger RNA, 3789 nt
Organism: Pneumocystis murina B123
Lineage: Eukaryota; Fungi; Ascomycota; Pneumocystomycetes; Pneumocystales; Pneumocystaceae
Exons: 19
Coding region: 1-3789 (1262 amino acids)
Biological process (GO): intracellular calcium ion homeostasis
Cellular component (GO): membrane
Molecular function (GO): ATP hydrolysis activity; ATP binding; P-type transmembrane transporter activity
Source: RefSeq, a predicted model, not a curated record